AUGAUCAAACUCAGGACCUUGUGCUUGCAAGGCAGCAGCACAACCAUUGAGCUAAAUUCCCCAGCCCAUCGGUCUUUUAAGUUUUUACUGGUCUUAAAGGAUCCCAAGUAUCCUGUGGAGAACUUGCUGAACCCAGACAGUCAGAGGGGGCCUUGGCUCAGCUGCCCUCAGGACAGGAAUGGGCAACUGAAAGUGGAGCUGCAGCUGGAGAGGGCAGUGCCCACUAGCUAUAUCAAUGUAGGUAACUGUGGCUGUGCUUUCUGGUCUCUAGACAGACCUUUUGUCACCGUGCUGCCUGCAACUAUGCUAAUGUCCCUCACUGAUUCAAACGGGAAGAACCGCUCAGGGGUCCACAUGUUUAAAGAUGAUGAUUUCCUGGCUCCAGCCUCAGGAGAGUCAUGGGAUCGACUCUGCCUGACCUUAUCUCAGCCCUUCACAUGGCAUCAGCCCUUUGGCCUGGCCUUCCUGUGGGUGCGCUCCUCUCUGGAUGCCUCGGAGAAGCCUGUGGUGGAUGCUUUGACUCUGGGCUGAGCCAAUUCAAAUCAGGGCUCCUCUGAUGCCCAGGAGUCUGGUCCUAGUCCCUGGCUGGCUAAUCCUAUCCGGAGGACAUUCUUGCCAGAUCUCCCAAAGAACACCAAGGGAAUGUCAGAGCUCAAGGAUUUCCUGAAUCAGCUUCAACCAGGGGCUCUGGGAAAUUCAGCCCGCAUGGUGCUUUCUGCUGCCCGAAAGGCACCUUCAGCCAGUGUGGCAAACCCAAAGAACAACCACACAGAGCCAGGUCCCAGUAAGCCAGAGUACAGGAAGAAGAAGAAGAAAGAAGGGACCUCCACGCAAAGACCUUUUGUUAAUGAGCUAGGCUUAAUGAGCAUUUCUAACACAGAGAAAGAUGAGGGCAGAAAGAAGAGGCAAAAAGUCCAGGACCAAAGGUCCCUGGCCAACUCACACUGUCGGUCAAAAAGGAGAAGAAAGGAACAGAACCAAUUUUGUUUACAUCCGCAGAUUCUCCCUCUGCUCGCUGCCACCUGUGGAGAGACUGCCCCGCCUCCCCCAGAGCCUCCCUCCUCACCAUCUUCAUCCCCAUCUGUUGAGUGGGUGUUCUCCCCCGAGAGUUUACCACGCAUUUCCUGGGCCCAGAGUCCCAUCUGCCACUUGCACUUUGCAGCGAGCGAAGUAGAAGAACAUGCCAGCCUGUGUGCGGAAGUUCUUCCGGCCUGAGCCAGACCGCCCUCUGACAAAGACUGGAGAGUGGAUCUCCCCAGCCAAAAGGGGCCGAUGGUGCCAGGCCUCCAGCUCUGCCUCGCAGCACUCAGCACUCGUUCCCUCACUCGUUCCCUCGGGACUCUGCCGGAAGGCACCUCCGGGCCCAGCUUGCUCUCCUUUCCUAGUUGUCAAGGCUCUGUCACCAUAGCACCCAAUUCUCCCAAGGGCCGCUGUCUUUUUUACAUUUGGAACUUCUGGGUUGAACUGGUGAUCUCUCUAGGGCCUUGGGACACUAGCCAGAAUGUCUUUUCCUCAGUGAAUGUUAUACAUCAUCAUGUCCAUUAUCCUGAAAGGAAUACAGGCCGGUCAAAUGAAAACUACUGCCUGAAAGAUAAAAUCCUGUGGUGAUCAAAAAA
Fukomys damarensis (Damara mole-rat) is the source of this 1616-nucleotide messenger RNA. RefSeq names its product short transient receptor potential channel 2 (gene Xndc1n). Gene Ontology annotation, molecular function: damaged DNA binding. Gene Ontology annotation, cellular component: nucleus. The record is from RefSeq and is a predicted model, not a curated record. Lineage: Eukaryota; Metazoa; Chordata; Mammalia; Rodentia; Bathyergidae. Gene Ontology annotation, biological process: base-excision repair; single strand break repair.